AUGAUCAAUCCUUUCAUGGACACGGGGCCGGGGCCUCACAGCCUGGCUCAUGGGGCCCUGAAACUGAGCCCCAGCAACAACAUGGGUGACCCCACAGGUCUGCAUCAUAACAAGUUCGCUGCCCAGGCCAACGGUUACAGCAUGGGCCACCACGGACAUCACACACCCAUAUCCAGCUAUGCAGCUCGAGACUUUCUUAUCCGCCGGGCAGAACAGUUCAACCUAUCAACCCAUGACGCCAGCCCCGGACCUCAUCCCGGAAUGUUUGGGGUCCCGUCUUCGGUUAGCAUGGGUCUACAUCCCUCGCACCAUCCAGAUAAUUCAGCUAGUCAUGUCCUGUUCCCCAGUUUAUCGGACCACAGCGCGGGACACCACGUGAACGGGCAAAUGUUCUACCAUCGGCCGGACCAGUUCAACCAAAUGGCGCCUCCUCGUCCAGAUCACUUUGGCCCACCGCAACAUCUAAACCCCAUGAGCGCUAUGGGGCACCAUCGUAUGAACAUGGGACCUCACGGGCCUGGCGCCUUUUAUCCUUUCAUGCGGCACCCCAUUAAACAAGAGCACUCCUGUCAGUGGGUCGACCAGGAUCAAGCAGAACCUCGAAAACCCUGCAAUAAAAUUUUUACGACGAUGCAUGAGAUUGUGACCCACAUAACUGUAGAACAUGUCGGCGGGCCAGAGCAAGCCAACCAUGCCUGUUUCUGGCAGGGUUGCCCGCGAGAUGGUCGACCUUUCAAAGCUAAAUACAAACUGGUGAAUCACGUUCGAGUCCACACCGGCGAGAAGCCGUUUCCUUGUCCGUUCCCCGGAUGUGGCAAGGUUUUUGCUAGAUCUGAAAACCUGAAAAUUCAUAAACGGACACACACAGGUGAGAAGCCAUUUAAAUGUGAGUACGACGGAUGUGACCGAAGGUUCGCCAACAGUUCAGACCGGAAAAAACAUUCGCACGUGCACACUAGCGACAAGCCAUAUAACUGCAAGGUCAAAGGGUGCGACAAGUCGUACACUCACCCUAGUUCCCUGCGGAAACAUAUGAAAGUUCACGGAAAAACAUCCCCUGUGCAAGACGGGUACGAUUCCGAUGCAGACAGUCGGUCAAGCGAGUCUUCAAAUCAUCCCCCCAGCCCGACCACGACGUCCUCGCCUUCAAUAGCAUCGCCGCCUAGUUCCCAGCAGCAGAAUAUACCAUCACAAUCCCAGCAUCAGGUCAGACAUCUUAUAUCCGCACCGGCAACGCUGCCGCACUUUCCUCAUCAUCCAAAUCCACUCCUCACACAUCACUCACAUCAUCCGCACACACACCACCCCACCAGCCUCAGUGAGUGGUAUGUUUGUCAGGGUGGUGGCUAUAUGCCUUCUGCUGCCAGUGACCAUUCAGCUCUUUCAUCCUUUGGGCACAUUUCCUCACUCGACCACCCACAAGUGCUGCAGUAUACAUAA
This is a messenger RNA of Candidula unifasciata, 1440 nucleotides long. The record is from the annotation of a GenBank genome assembly. NCBI's taxonomy places the organism in Eukaryota, Metazoa, Mollusca, Gastropoda, Stylommatophora, Geomitridae.